Molecule: messenger RNA, 1474 nt
Organism: Lucilia sericata (common green bottle fly)
Lineage: Eukaryota; Metazoa; Arthropoda; Insecta; Diptera; Calliphoridae
Product: serendipity locus protein delta-like
Exons: 1
Coding region: 129-1364 (411 amino acids)
Biological process (GO): regulation of DNA-templated transcription
Molecular function (GO): RNA polymerase II cis-regulatory region sequence-specific DNA binding; DNA-binding transcription factor activity, RNA polymerase II-specific
Source: RefSeq, a predicted model, not a curated record
UUUCACUUGUAUUCACAAACAAUAAGAAGAAGACAGAGAUAAAAAGCUAAACAAAAAUUUAUUAUUCGGAAAUUUGUUGCUUUAAAAAUUAGAAAAAACAAGACAAUUUGUUUUUUUAAAACAAUAGCAUGGACAGGAUUCUAACGCCAAAGUGUCACAUUUGUCAGGAAACCGAUUUUAGAGCUCUGUACUGCGAUGAAGUGUAUAAAGCCAGGGCUCCGAAAUCGCAAAAAACCAUUCUUGAUAUAAUCAGACACAUUUCUAGAGUUCUUAAGGUGACAUUCACUGUUCCGGCACGAGCACGGGUAUGUACGGUUUGUUAUAAGGAGCUAGUGCGAUAUGAUUGUUAUGUUGUGGAGCUGCUGGAAGUGCAGAAACGUUUAAGUGACAAAAUAAAUGCCCGCGUAAAAGGCAUUAAAUUGCCGAAGGCUCCAGGGAAUAAGUCGCCAACUGAUAAAGAUAAGAAAGUUAUAAAAGUCGAAGAAAUCAACUCCGAUGAUGAGGAUGAGGAUGACGAUGGUAAUGAGAAUGAAAUCGAAGCUAUUGAUGAUAGUGAUGAGGACGAUGAUGAUGCAUUUGAUGAUGAUAAUAUUUUUGUUGAUCCCGACAUAGAUACUGAGCCCUCAGCUAGUGGCCAUCAACAAGAGAAAGACAAGUCCGAAAAUCAACAAGACAAUUAUCCUUGCACAGUUUGUAAUUUAAAAUUAAAGAAUCAACGAGCCCUUGACUACCAUCUCGAUAAGGAUCACAAAAAUCGCGUAACCUGCACUGUGUGCGGUGUUCAAGUUCGUAACGAUGAGUAUUUAGUUCUACACAUGAACAUUCACAAUGGAAAAACCGAAAAUGAUUGCAGUUUUUGUGACAAAUCUUAUGCUCGCCGUGUAAAUGUAAUACGCCACAUGCAAGUACAUUUCAAUAAGAAAAAACACCAGUGUGAACGUUGCGGCAUGUUCUUUUCCCAAACGACCAUUUUCUAUAAUCAUCGUUUGCAACAUGAGGCCGAAGAUAAUCCGCUUAUAUGCCCGGUGUGUUCGCAAACCUUUAAAACUAUACGCACCUAUAAACGACAUAUGGUCACACAUCAAGAAGAUCGUCCACGUUACAAUUGUGAAUUCUGUGGCAAAGUGUUUGUUGACAAGUACACACUCAAAAUGCACGUUCGCACUCAUCACACUACUACUGCAGCUGGUGACGAAUCACAGGAGCAGUCUGCGACCCCAGCCCAGAAAAAGGCGAAGACCGCACCGGCAGAAGAGGCAGAUCAUGUUAUAUUUACUUGUGUCAUUUGUCAGCAUAUAUUCGUUAGACAAGAUUUAUUUGCGGAUCACAUGCAAAAUGUUCACGAUGUUGUUAUGGAUUCGUAAGCAGAAAGUGUUUAUGAUAAUAAUUUUAUUUAGAAAUAAGUUUCCUUUAAAGUACAUAAUACACAUGCAUAGGUUUAGUUUAUUAAUAAAAGAAAAUGUUGCAAAAACAA